This is a messenger RNA of Penicillium verrucosum, 1656 nucleotides long. RefSeq lists its product as uncharacterized. Gene Ontology annotation, cellular component: cytoplasm. NCBI's taxonomy places the organism in Eukaryota, Fungi, Ascomycota, Eurotiomycetes, Eurotiales, Aspergillaceae. The coding region runs from base 1 to 1656 and encodes 551 amino acids. The record is from RefSeq and is a predicted model, not a curated record. The transcript has 3 exons. Gene Ontology annotation, molecular function: phosphoprotein phosphatase activity.
AUGGCUCGCCGGCUAGUCCGAGCGAGUGUACAGCUCGGUUUAUUCGCAGCAUUCAUUCUCCUCGUCAUCGUCAUUCUCGACAAUCGAUUUAGUGUCCUUCCCUCUUCAAUCCAUGGCCAUCUUCCGUCGCAUUAUUCCGGCUACGUGAUCACAGACGUGACCGUCACAACAUGUUCCUCUCUCAAUCCAUUCACGAGCUGCAAGCUAGACCCAGAAACCUGGUACCGCGUCGACAAGGACCUCUACCUGCGCUCGGGCUGGACCUCGAGUGCCUACGUUCAAUUCAGGAGGAAAAAGGAGGAGGAAUUGGGCCCUGAUGACAAGGUGGUCAUCGAUUUGAAAAUCAGUCGUCUCACUCCCCCGUCUGAGUUUGUGGGAAAGACCGAAAUCGAAGCGUGGGAACCCCGACCGGGAGCCAUUUGGCUCAAGCGCUCGUCCUCCCGCCAUGCUAGCGACUCCGAAAACGCCGUGACCUACAUUGACGUCCUUUACGGAGCGGAUGCCGUCGAUCCUCGUCCCAACUGGGAAGUCAAAGAUACGCCGAUUCUCCUGGAUAGUCGCACGGAAGAAUUGGAGACUCGCCUUAGUAUUCGAAGAGGACACCCGCAGGCCAAACCCAAGAAACCCGUUCCCAGAAUCAACGAGAACGGGAAAUUCAAGGUGAUGCAGUUGGCAGAUCUCCACAUGAGCACCGGUCUCGGCCACUGUCGUGACCCUGUUCCUGCGGAAGUGGCUGGCCAGAAGUGUGAAGCCGAUCCCCGAACGUUGGAAUUCGUCGAACGACUUCUCGACGAAGAGAAGCCGGACAUGGUGGUCUUCUCUGGUGACCAGGUCAACGGAGAGACCGCCCCAGAUGCACAAAGUGCCCUGUACAAGUCUGUAAAGCUUUUGGUUGAUCGCAAGAUUCCUUACGCAGCCAUCUUUGGAAACCACGACGACGAGGGUGACCUCAACCGAGAACAGCUCAUGACCAUAUAUGAAGACCUCCCUUACUCUCUUGCAGCUGCCGGCCCCGAAGAUAUUGACGGGGUCGGAAACUACGUUGUCGAAGUCCUCGAUUGGGGCAAAAGCACACACUCUGCCUUAACCCUCUAUUUCCUUGACACACAUUCCUACUCCCCCGACGAGCGUCAGUUCCGCGGUUACGAUUGGAUCAAGCCGAGCCAAACGCGGUGGUUCAAGAACACCGCCCAAAGCCUGAGAAGGAAACACCUGGAAUAUAACCAUAUCCACAUGAAUGUGGCAUUUAUCCACAUUCCGCUCCCCGAGUAUCGCGCGCAAGGAAAGUACUUCAAGGGUGCAUGGAUGGAACCUCCCACUGCGCCAGGGUUCAACUCUAGGUUCAAGGACGCUCUCGAGGAAGAGGGCGUCUUAUUUGUUAGUUGUGGACAUGAUCAUGUCAAUGACUAUUGCAUGCUCGAUGAAGACGAAAAUUCGAAGCCCUCUCUGUGGAUGUGCUACAGCGGCGGUGUCGGACUGGGCGGAUACGGUGGCUACGAUGACUUCGUCCGAAGAGUUCGUUUCUUCGACUUUGACAGAGGCCCAGGUCGUGUAUCAACAUACAAGCGUCUAGAAUCGGGUCAAACCGAAGCCAAAAUCGAUGAAAUGAUGAUCGUGGACGGCGGUGCUGUCAGAGCCCCAGAUGAAACAUCCUAA